Molecule: messenger RNA, 3775 nt
Organism: Lactuca sativa (garden lettuce)
Lineage: Eukaryota; Viridiplantae; Streptophyta; Magnoliopsida; Asterales; Asteraceae
Gene: SDG25
Product: SET domain protein 25
Cellular component (GO): Set1C/COMPASS complex
Molecular function (GO): protein binding; histone H3K4 methyltransferase activity
Source: RefSeq, a predicted model, not a curated record
GGUUUUGUUUGCUGGGCUUGAAUAAAAAACCCAAUAAUUUUUUUCGCAAUCAUCACAAAUUCUGAAAUCCACAAUACAUUACAUGCUUCUCUCAUCGCUUCCGUUUCUCUUCGGCCUUACCCCAAUCGACAUCAUCGCUGGAUCCGUGAAGAUUGUGAAAGCUUUUGCCGAUUCUAGCGAUAGAAUCUUUUGGACGAGGCUGAUCCAUUGAAGGAGGUGAUAUAUGCAGUCUGCAAUGGACACGACCUGCCAGACAAGUGGCAGUAAAGAAAAUGCUCUCCACCUUAACGAUGGUACCAACAAAAGUCAAGUUGGGUAUGCCCAGCCUGCAUAUGUGAGUGGGUGGAUGUACAUCAAUGAACAAGGACAAUAUUGUGGUCCCUAUAUACAGGAACAGCUCUAUGAUGGUCUAUCCACUAGCUUCUUGCCAGAGGAUCUUCCUGUGUAUCCCAUCUUGCAUGGGAAUUUAGCCAAACCUGUGCCCUUGAAGUACUUUCAGCAAUUUCCUGAUCAUGUUGCCACAGGCUUCGUUUAUUUAAAUGCUUCUUCAUCAAUUAUUAAUCAGAAUUCUGAUAAGUAUCAUGGGAACAUUAGCACAGAUGGUAAGAGAGAAGAGGCCCAUAAAGAUGCAGUUAAUUCCACAUCCAUCCAGCAGUUGCAGAUAUCUGAAGCAGCUAACUCAACUUUAUUGCAUCCAUCACUGACAGGUGAAGAAUCAUGCUGGCUUUUUGAAGAUGAUCAGGGAAAGAAACAUGGUCCCCAUUCUCUUAUGGAGCUUUAUUCUUGGCAUCAUUAUGGAUAUCUCCAUGGUUCAGUGAUGGUACAUCAUUCUGAGAGUAAAGUUAAGCCCUCUAAUUUGCAAUCUAUUGUCAACUCAUGGGUAACUGCUGGACGUGAAAUAGAUCAUUCUAAAUACAACGGCUCUUUAACGGAUUUUGUUUCUGAUAUCUCUGAGGAGGUCUGCUCCCAGUUACAUUCUGGAAUAAUGAAAGCAACAAGAAAGAUUGUUUUGGAUGAAAUAAUAAGCAACAUAAUUGUGGAGUAUGUGACUGCAAAGAAAUCUGAGAGGCCUCUUAAGCAUGAAGAGUCCAGUCAGAUUGUCAAAACUAUGGAUUUUGCUCCCAGUAAAGAAGUACCUGAAAACCAGGAGUUGGAGGGCUGUUGUGGUGGUGAAGGAGUGGCAUCUCUUACUGUUCAUCAUAAGGAUGAAGAGUCCAGGCAGACAGUCAAAACCUGCUUACGCGAUGGCAUAAUGGAAGUGGGGGACUACUCUGAGAGUGAGGGAGCAGCAUCUCUCAGUGUUCACACACAAACAUCCCCUUCAAAUCAUGAUGAGCCUCUUGGAUGCAAGAACUCUAGAAUUUUAGAAGUUUUUUGCAAAAAGCUCUUUGAUUCCUGCAUGAGAGUCAUCUGGGAUGCAGUUGUGUAUGAUUCAGUAGAAGAUCGAGUAUCUGUCUGGAGGAAGGAAAAACUGGGGUCCAACUCCAGCUCUAAUGAACUUGUUGAACAUCAAAUUUCACUCGAUGAAUGUCACGAGUUGACUGAGAUUUUACCUGUAGAAGAUGAAGAACAAGAGUCUUCAUCUUCUAAGAAUGAAUAUCCCCCUGGUUUUGAAGAAGUUGUUUCGAAAGCUGAUUGUAUAAAGGAAGAUGAAAGGUGUUAUGACUUGGAACAACAUAUAAUGGAAGGUGUAGAAAAUGACCUCCAUUUAUCUGCAAGGAUGUCUUUGCAUCAGUAUAUUGAGAAGAUUGUGGAUAAGGAAGUGAGGAAAAAAAGAAAAGCUCAAAUGAAGGCAUCUGGAAUGCCUUCAUCCAGUUGGUUCGCAAAUGCUUUCAAGAAAGUAUAUUCACAUGAAGAUAUUGCUCAGGAGAAUUCUAGAAUCAUUGUUCCGGAAGCAUGCAAAUUUCGCCCUUCAAGGGCAAUGGAAUCUAUACCUAAGAUGGAGGUUUAUGUUAUCAUGGCAGCAUGUAGACAGAAGCUGCAUGAUAUUGUUCUCAGGGAAUGGUUAUCCAUAUCUUUGAGUUAUGCUAUUAAUAAACAUAAUAAAUCGGUGUCGGUGGAUUAUGCUAUUAAUAAACAUAAUAAAUCAGUGAAUUAUGGUAUUAAUAAACAUAAAAAACCGGUGCCGGUGGAUUAUCAUUAUGCUACUAAUAAACAUAAUGAUUCGGUGAAUUAUGGUAUUAAUAAACAUAAUAAGCCUGUGCAUAUGACAAACAAUAGAAGGAAAGAGAAGGCUGUAGAGUCUGUUUCUGCAUAUGACAAAUACAUAGAGCAGUCAAGGAAUGGUCAAACCUCAAGAUCUUCUGAACCAUCUAUUGCCAAUGCAAAUUAUACUUAUUCCCGGUCAAGAAAGUCAACGAAAAGAAAGUUUGCAUCUUUAUCCGGGCAAUUGAGAGCUGAACGAUUGGUCGAGGAUCUAUCUGCUGCUACUAAACAAUACCAUGUUCCCAACUUUCAUGGAGUUCAAUCACCAUAUAGUAGUAGUAUGUCAUUUCAUAAGUCUUUGAAGGGUGUUUCUACUGUAAGUCAAGAUAAUGGCACAAGUGUCCAUGGUGUAAAAUUCAACACACAGAAACAGAAUGAUCCAUAUUUCACUGCGAAUGCUUAUAAUGCUCAAAAGGCUGGCAGUUUGUCCAAAAAUGUUGCAAAAUCACUUAAACUCCGUAAACUAAAGAGGAAGAGCUUGGAUGACGUGGCAGAACAAUGCUCUGUGAAAGCUCCCAAAUUAUCCGUCAGUGGUACUGCUUCCAAGAAAGCAGCAGCAGAUACUGAUCCACUUGCUAUACAGCAGAUUCAAAAUAAAAAGUUGAAAAAAUCCAAAACGUAUCCCUUAUCUUUUGGAUGUGCACGUACUUCAAUCGACGGCUGGCAAUGGCAUAAAUGGUCAUUACAUGCAAGUGCUUCUGAAAGGGCGUGUGUUCGAGGAAUUUACAAAAAUACCCCUUCAGAGGCACAUUUAUCAAAUGUGAAAGGGUUAUCUGCCAGAACAAACAGGGUGAAAAUGAGAAGCCUUCUUGCUGCUGCAGAUGGUGCUGACCUGAUAAAAGCUAAUCAGCUAAAUGCAAGGAAAAAACGGUUACGUUUUCAAAGAAGUAAGAUACAUGAUUGGGGUCUUGUUGCACUUGAGCCAAUUGAAGCAGAAGAUUUUGUUAUUGAAUAUGUUGGAGAAUUAAUUCGUUCUCGAAUUUCUGAUAUCCGUGAACAACAUUAUGAGAGGAUGGGAAUUGGUAGUAGUUAUCUUUUCAGAUUGGAUGAUGGUUAUGUGGUUGAUGCGACAAAGCGUGGGGGAAUUGCUAGGUUUAUAAACCAUUCAUGUGAGCCUAAUUGUUAUACUAAAGUUAUAAGUGUGGAUGGUCAGAAAAAGAUAUUUAUCUAUGCAAAAAGGGCGAUAGUGACAGGAGAAGAAAUUACAUACAAUUAUAAGUUCCCAUUGGAAGAGAAAAAGAUCCCCUGCAACUGUGGCUCUAGAAGAUGCCGUGGAUCAAUGAACUGACAAUUUACAAGCCGAGCCGGUGAUAAUUCUUUUUUUGUUAGAAGUAGAAGAUGGACAACCGAUUCAUGUGCAUAUAUGUCUCGGUUGCAGAUGAGUUUCUCUUCUUAAAUUCUGUAAAUAUAGUCAGUCAAGUCAAAUUCUUUUUUUGGUCAAUUAAUUUUGUGUUUAUAUAUUUUAUUUACACUCUAAUACCAUUUUGUACAUACAGACAUGCCUCAAAAAAUGACUCAUCACAUCACAGUUGAUAGUUGAUACGAAAUAUAAUCUCUUUAGAUGAUUCAA